GUCUCUGGAUUAGCAGUCCAGUGAUACUACCAUUAGGCCAUUGCGUCCCCUGUGCAAUCCAGUCAAAAUUUAGCAUUGAGUCUGGUGACUGAAAACUUGCCUAUUGAGAUAAAGAGUGCUUUAAACUGAAGAGAGAAGUGAAAGGUUUAGUGAGGACUGCCCAUGAAGGCAAGGCUGCCAAUGAUGUGGUGAUAAAUAUUCAGAAUGCACAAUAGAUGUUUAGAGACCAUUCAUGGGAUUAGGGCCUGGAGCAAGUGACUGAGAUGGGGAGGGGUGUAGGGGCUGGAGGAGGUGACAGAGAUGAGGAAGAGUCUGGCUAUGGGAUUUGAAAAAAGAGUGAACUUGGGUACUUAAAUCCAUUUUUAAGACAUGUUUAUCUGCUGUGAUUUGAUUCCUUUUUUUGUUGUAGGAGGUUAUAGCCAACGUUUGUUGAGUGCCAGUGCACUGGGAAAGAUUUUUACCACUCUUCCUCUGGGCAGCCCUGUUUAUCAAAUGUUGGAGCUCAAGCUUGCAAUGUAUAUCGACUUCCCCACUCACAUGAAGCCUGGGGUUCUGGUGAGCUGUGCCGAUGACAUUGAGCUUUAUAGUCUGGGUGAGACUGAAGCUGUAUGCUUUGACAGACCUGGUUUCACUGCCCUCGCUCAUCCUUCCUCCUUGUCCAUUGGCACCACACACGGUGUCUUUGUGCUUGAGCUUGAUCAGAUGGAGGCCGUACAGAAAGAGCUGGAGUAUAAAACAUGCUGUCGCUUCCUUCACAAGCCCAGUGUGGAAACGAUGCAGAAGGCAGGAGCUAUCUGCGAAGCUAGCCAUUGUGUCAGGAGUGGCGGAGACACUGAGGAUGUGGGCUUUGUCUACACAGACAGCAUCUAUUACUUCGACCGUCAAACAGCUAAGCAGUUGCUGGUGAUCCUUGGAGAAAUUGGCACCCUCAGGUGCGAGAUUGAUGCAUAUGGUGACUUCCUGCAGGCUUUGGGGCCGAGGGCAACACCAGAAUAUACCAAAAAUACAGCUAAUGUCAACCAGGAGGAGCAGCAGCUGGUGGCAGUUCGGCAGAAAAUCUUCUCUCAUCUCCAAGGGACAUCACUUAAUCUGGCCAUGUUGAACAAUUCGAAAUUCUAUCACCUAGGCACCACCCAGGAAUAUCUAUAUCACCUGACGGCAGAUAGCACCCUGAGAAUGCAAUUGGGGCUGCUGUCUGAGUCCACUGGAAUUGGUCAGUUCUGCCCCGAGGAUUACGGACAAGUUCCUUGCAUUAUCGAGAGCCUGGUAGGAUUGGAUUGUGACGUAUCUCCUGGUAGUAUAAUUGAGUAUUCCCGGCUGGGGCAGGGCACCCGCGUGGGCUCCAACAGCAUCAUCAGUGGGUGCUGCAUCAGAGCGAAUACCACGAUCCCCCCUGACACCUUCCUGCAUACACUCUGCGUCCCAGAGGGCUUUGCCACCGUGGUCUUUGGAACUGGUGACAACCUUAAGCAUACGGUCCCAUCUCUGUUGGAGAUCCACCAACUUGAGCUGCUGGGUAUCAAUUUCGAAGAGGCUACUGUGAGCCUAGGCCUGAAGAUCUCCCAGGAUCUAUUCUCUGGCAGUGGGAAAAUCCGCCCUAGCCUGUGGAACGCCAGGAUCUUCCCUGCCCCAUGUGCGACAGCAGAAGACUCAGUGACCGCGGUGCUGGAGAUGUUUGAAGCCUUGCGGGGUGAAUCAGUCCCUCAGUUGGCAGAUGAUGUCCAGUUGCUCUCCGUUGAAGAAAUACUCCAACGCAAGGAUGUGAUGAGCAUGCUGAGUUUCAGAAAGCAGCUUACUGAAGAAAUUAGUCAGAGGAGAAAUGCUGGUGAAAACUCAAAUCAGGCUUUAUAAUUCAUGUUCUUGUUUUAUUUUAUCACAAAAUAGACAUCAACUUGUGGAAGAGGAAGUCGGUGCUGUGAAUGACAUUGGCCGGCCAUUCACCAUGUGCAGACUCUUGGAGCAACUGUGUCUGUGCACAGAUUAGAGGGAGCAGUGCUGAUCGGGUGAGACAAAGAAGUGUCAGGUAGAGGUUAAUGAACAGCUCAGAUUGCUGGUCCAAGUGACCUUUCUCAAAAAUCAUUGUAUUUCAUUAUCUUUACCACUGAACAUGAACUUGGAUACACCGGGCGUGAUUUCAGAGUUUUCAGCUGGCAAAAAAGUGAAUUAUACAGUUUUAAAGAACAAAGAACAAAGAAAAUUACAGCACAGGAACAGGCCCUUCGGCCCUCCAAGCCUGCGCUGAUUCAGAUCCUCUAUCUAAACCU
Messenger RNA from Rhincodon typus (whale shark), 2264 nucleotides. RefSeq names its product fucose-1-phosphate guanylyltransferase (gene fpgt). The coding region runs from base 370 to 1851 and encodes 493 amino acids. Lineage: Eukaryota; Metazoa; Chordata; Chondrichthyes; Orectolobiformes; Rhincodontidae. The record is from RefSeq and is a predicted model, not a curated record. Gene Ontology annotation, molecular function: transferase activity, transferring phosphorus-containing groups. The transcript has a single exon.